AUGUCAGAACAGCAGCCCCCAGAGGUCAUUUCCGGUAGGGAUGGCAGGGUGGUUGUGCAAUUUCGCCCCACUGAAAAGGGUUUUUAUGAUCUAAACUUUACACACAAUGAACAUUCGAUCGCGGGUUAUUAUUAUUAUUUUUGUUUUCAUUUAGUGGUCGACCAGCACAUCACUGCUUACGGAUCCGGAUUGAGCUGCGGAGUUAGUGGCAAGGAAUCCACAUUUUACAUCGUUGGGAAAGAUGGUUUGUUCUCUUUGGCAUCCGGUCCUGGGAAGGCAGAUAUCGUUCGCAAGAAAGAAUCGCAUGGAAUUGUUGAAGUUUCGUACGUACCUUUGGCUGCCGGAGAGUAUAACCUACACGUUAGGCACAAGGGGCAUGAAAUUUAUUCAUCACCCUUCCAGGUUAAAGUUUCAGGCGAAGGUCAGAAACGUACCCAGCUAUCAGUAGCGGCGACAGGCGCGUACGUGCUUUGCGGGGGCAAUGUUGACCUUGCGAACAUGGUUGGGGUCAUAAGGUCACCCAGUGGUGGGCCGGCUGAACCUUGCAUGCUUAUGAAGACCGCUGAUGGAAAAUUGGCCAUAGCAUCAUUUCAGCCAAAGAGGAAAGGAAUGUACAUGGUCGAAGUUAGCCAAGAUGGCCGACCUAUUAGCGGUAGUCCGUUCAACGUGAACGUAAGUGAGGCAGAACUCUGUCACGCGUCGAAAGUUCACGUGUCUGGGUCAACAAAAAGCGCCAACGCCAAUCAGUGGAAUGACGUCAGCAUCGAUUUGUCGUCUGCCGGGCUAGGAGCAUUGGGGAUUUCCAUAGAGGGGUCUCACAGGUCAGACCUGGAAAUCAAGGGUAAAAGUUCAUCUGAGUACGUCUUAUCUUACAAGCCGCACGAGCCUGGCAUAUAUCUGCUCAAUGUUAAGUUCGGGGAUGAACACAUUACCGGUUGCCCAUUCAUGGUGAGUGUGUCCGGCGAGCCAUCUGGUCGAGUGCGACAGACAGUCACAAAGAACAUCAACGCCGCUAGGCUGGUCAGAGCCAAGGAUCAGUGUAGUUUGGAGCUGAAACUUACUGGGCUCAACCCUCUAGACUUAGAAGCCAUACUGACAUCACCGAGCGGUGAAUCGGAGCCGUGCGAGAUCCGUGAUAAGGAGGACCACCUCUUUGAAAUUAGGUUCACCCCGCCGGAAGACGGAGUGCACACGCUCAGCAUCAAAUACAAGGGCAUCCAUCUUCACGGAAGUCCAUUCCAGUUUUCCGUGGGUAAGUUGCCAGUGGGCGGAAGCCAUAAAGUGGAGUUUGGCGGAACCGGAGUAGAUAGGGCGGAAGUGAACUCUAAAAAUUAUUUCAACGUUUACACGAGGGAGGCGGGCCAGGGACUGCUUUCGAUAGCCUUGGAGGGCCCCUCCAAGGCGGAAAUAAACGUAGAAGACAACCCCGAUGGGUUCUCAAUUGUUUCAUAUCAAGUGGCCAGAGAAGGUGAUUACGGGAUCCACGUGAAGUACAAUGACCAGCACAUCCCUAGAUCCCCCACCGUGGUUCACGUUUCUCCGGAGAGUAAGGACGCUCAGCUGGUCACUCUCCACGGACUGAGAGACCGAGGUUUAGAAGUGGAUAAACCAGCAACGUUCAACGUGAAACUGAACGGCGCAAACGGUACGUUGAAAGCAUUCGUAAAGACUCCAUCAGGCACUGAGGAGGACAUAUUCAGUCAAGAAAUUGAUCACGAUAUCUACGCGGUAAGAUUCAUUCCAAGAGAGAAUGGAGUUUAUUACGUGUACAUUCGAUUCAAUGAAGCUCAUAUACCGGGAAGUCCCUUCCCCAUGCUGGUGGGAAAGUUGGGAGCUGAUCCUGCCCAUGUCGUGGCUAAGGGACCUGGGAUCGAGAAGGGUGAAGUAGGCAAGACUUGCAAACUGAACGUGAUAACGACAAAUGCGGGGGCCGGUGUGCUGGCGGUCAACAUUGACGGCCCGUCAAAGGUGGCCAUCGUAUGUUCAGAGGUUGAAGAGGGUUACGACUUUACGUACACCCCGAUGGCGCCGGGUGAUUAUUACAUCACGGUCAAGUUCUGCUCAGUUACGAUAGCUGGGUCGCCGUUCAAAGCUGUCAUCACAGGAAAGGGAAGGCAAUCGGACAUCGUGGAAAGCUCCGGAUUAUUUGUUGAGACGGUAGAAAAAAAACCAGGUGCGUCGAAAGCCAAACGUUUCCACGGGGAUGCCAACAAAGUUGUGGCUCAAGGAAACGGAUUGAAGAAAGGAUUUCCAGGGAGAGCAGCUAACUUCACACUCGAUUGCAAAGAAGCUGGUCAAGCCCUAUUAACGUUGGGUAUGCUAUCACCGAACGGCAAUCCAGUCCAAGAGUUAUCGUACAAAAAAUCCAGAGCAGGCGUAUACACUGUGACGUACAACGCCCCUGAAAAGGGCGAACAUGCCCUAACCGUUAGGUGGGGUAUGGACGACAUACCUGGCAGUCCCUUUGCAAUACCAGUUGGUUGAAGUAUUGGGUGGUAUUUUUUGGUGAAAGUGCGAACAUUUUUAAUGGUGAUUUUGGGUGUUGUGUGCGUCUUUAGAAUACCAACAGAUGAGUUAUUACUUUAAUAGGGUAUAAGGGGAAUGAGAGAAAUGAGAGGGAAAACAUAAAAAUGUAUUUUUGAAUAAAGUUUAAUUGAUAUUUUUUAUAUCACGAGUGUCGAUCCAAACGUUAAUUCUUAAAAAAAAUAAAUAAUAAAUUUACAAUUAAAAAUAAAUUGACUCAAUUCUCAAUUUAUUUUUCAUUUGAUGUAAUUUAUUACCUAAUUUUCAUUCAAUAUUAACAUAAAAGACAUACACGAACACACAUUACACGUUUAUCCAUUUAUUUUCGAUCUUUAAAAUCACAUCAUAGUACACAUACACGCACGCACACACAAAGUUACAUCACAGUACACACACAAAAUCACAUACAUACAAAAUCUCUCACACACACAUAAAAACAAAAAUCAUAUCACAGUACGAAUAUACAAACACACACACACAAACUCACACAAUACACACGCCAACAAAAAUAUACACACAGUCAUAAUUAAAAUUAUAUAUAUAUAAUAAUUAUUAUAUUAAUUAUUAAAAUUAUAAUAAUUUACAGUCGUUUAAAGGUAAACUCUAAUAAAAAUGUUGAUUUUUUUUGCAAUAAUUCAUAAAUGUUCUAAAAAAAAAUCUUUGCCUUUUAACCGAUUUCCUAAUUAAAUUAAUAGAAUGAGAGAGAUAUAGCGCUUUAUAAAUUGUGUAUGUAUAUAUAUAUAUAUAUAUAUAUAUAUAUAUAUAUAUAUAUAUAUAUAUAUAUACAUACAUAUUAUAUAUGCAUGUCAAAUUAUAAUACAUUGGUAUGAACAAAACGAAAUAUCUGUUAAAAAUUUGUUACAUAAUUUUGUUCAAUAACAAUGGUAGUAAUAAAAAAGAAAAAAAAUAAUAAUAAUGAAGAAUAAUAAUAAAGAGUUAUAAUACAAAUCUAUUUGAGCAUUUGAAAACGCCAUAUGCACACAUUUGUGUGUGUGAGAGUGAGAGAGAAAGAGAGAGAGAGAAAGAGGGUGA
Molecule: messenger RNA, 3555 nt
Organism: Helobdella robusta
Lineage: Eukaryota; Metazoa; Annelida; Clitellata; Rhynchobdellida; Glossiphoniidae
Exons: 16
Coding region: 1-2484 (827 amino acids)
Biological process (GO): actin cytoskeleton organization
Molecular function (GO): actin filament binding
Source: RefSeq, a predicted model, not a curated record